Molecule: messenger RNA, 342 nt
Organism: Vicia faba (fava bean)
Lineage: Eukaryota; Viridiplantae; Streptophyta; Magnoliopsida; Fabales; Fabaceae
Source: the annotation of a GenBank genome assembly
AUGGAUGCAGCUGUACGAGAACCGGACAAUGCGCUUCUUGUUCUUGGGAAAGUAGCUCCUCACGUUGCUGUUCUAUUUUACGGCGAAAAUAUGGUGAUGUCUGGGUUAGUAGAUUGCUUUAAGGAGUUGGAAGAAGGGCAUCAUGUGUUGGCAGUGCAUAAGGAAGAGGCGGCAUGGAGAAUUGAAGAAGAAUAUAGAGAACAGUUAGCAGGGUUGACAAGAAAAACAGAGUCCAAAGAGCAGAAAAUGACUGAACAAUGGACUGCAAAGCAUUUGCGCCUUACAAAGUUUCUAGAACAAGUAGGGUGUAGAUCAAGGCGUGCUGAACAAAAUGGAGGAUGA